UGGUGGAGAUUCUGUAACUCAUGCGGACUAAUGUUUACCUGAGGAAUCUCAGCGUCAAGAACAAGAAACUUUCCGAGAUGCAACAAAUAAUCAAUAACUGCAUUUGCUUGCUCAAUAUGGCAGAAUGUGCGCGAUAACUCAGGUUACACAGUAACAGAAACGAAAGUGAAACACUCUUCUCUGAAUCAGUUUACUUUCUGUUCUGACAAAGGAGGAAGCAACCGACAAGCUCCGUUUAAAGAAAAAUGGCGCAAGGAGAUAUUGAUGAGGGGUUAUAUUCUCGACAGCUCUACGUGAUUGGCCAUGAUGCAAUGCGUCGUAUGGGAAAGGCUGAUGUCCUCAUUGCUGGAAUGCGAGGUCUUGGCGUGGAGAUUGCCAAAAACGUGAUCCUGGCUGGAGUUAGAACAGUUACAAUUCAGGAUGAGGGUGUAGUAGAGUGGAGAGAUUUGUCAUCUCAGUUUUAUCUGAAGGAAGCUGAUCUGGGUCAGAACCGGGCUUUGUGCUCUGAGAAACAGUUGUCGAGUCUGAACGCCUAUGUUAAAGUGUCCGCCUCGACUAACAAACUUGAUGAGAACUUCCUUAGCAAGUUCCAGGUUGUGGUGCUCACAAGUUCACCUUUAGAUGAGCAGCUACGUGUGGGAGCGUUUUGUCACUCAAACAAUAUAAAGUUUAUUGUGGCUGACACCAGAGGACUCUGUGGGCAGUUGUUCUGUGACUUUGGCGAAUCGUUUGAAGUCAUUGACACAAAUGGAGAUCCUCCAGUUUCAGCCAUGAUUUCACAUAUCAGCAAGGAGAAUCCAGGUGUUGUAAAUUGCACCGAUGAGGAAAGCCACGAGUUCACUGAUGGCAUGUUUGUGACUUUUUCUGAGGUUCAAGGCAUGACUGAACUCAACAAUUAUGGCCCUGUUGAGAUCAAAGUAAGGGACAGCUACUCCUUCAGUAUUUGUGACACUUCAAACUUUUCUGACUAUGUGAAGUGUGGAGUGGCAACUGAAGUCAAACAGCCUGAAAUCUUGAGCUUUAAACCUCUGAAUGUGGCUUUGGAUGAAGCCCUCCGUGAUCCCGGUCUUGUAGAGAUGACAGACUAUGGUAAGACACAAAGACACCUGUCUCUUCACCUGGCCUUUCAAGCCCUGCAUAAAUUCACUCAGAAAUACAGCCGGACACCCCAUCCUAGAUCUCAGGCGGAUGCUGAAGUGCUGCUUACCAUCACAAAAGAGCUUUGCACAGAGGCUAAGUUUGAUGAGCUUGAUGAAGACGCUGUGAGGAAUUUGUCUCUGGUUGCCAGCGGGGAUCUGGCACCCGUCAAUGCCUUCAUUGGAGGUCUGGCUGCUCAGGAGGUGGUGAAGGCGUGCAGUGGUAAAUUCACUCCUCUCAGACAGUGGCUGUACUUCGAUGCGCUGGAAUGUCUUCCUCAAGAGGAGGGUGGAGUUCUUUCUGAAGAUGCUUGUGCUCCUAGAGACAGCCGAUAUGAUGGCCAGAUUGCUGUGUUUGGAUCUGAUUUUCAAAACAAACUGAAGAAGCAAAAGUAUUUUCUGGUUGGAGCUGGAGCAAUUGGUUGUGAGCUGCUGAAGAACUUUGCUCUGAUUGGUCUGGGUGCAGGAGAGGGCGGGAGCAUUACUGUGACUGACAUGGACUCCAUCGAGCGAUCAAAUCUGAAUCGACAGUUUCUGUUCCGCUCUCAGGACAUUGGGAGGCCGAAGUCUGAGGCAGCGGCAGAAGCUGUUAAAGAGAUGAACCCUUUCAUGAACAUCAUUGCUCAGCAGAACCGUGUGUGUGCAGAGACGGAGGAGGUUUACACACAUUCAUUCUACACUGGUCUGGAUGGUGUGGCUGCAGCGCUGGAUAAUGUAGAUGCUCGGGUUUAUCUUGACCAAUGUUGUGUGCGAAACAAAAAGCCCAUGCUGGAGGGAGGAACUCUGGGUAGCAAAGGCCACACUAUGGUUGUAGUGCCACGCCUGACCGAAUCAUACGGACUCUCCUCAUCUGGAGGACAGAAAGCCAUUCCCAUCUGCACACUCAAGAACUUCCCUCACCGUAUAGAGCACACACUACAGUGGGCCAGAGACCAUUUCGAAGGACUUUUCAAGCAAACAGCACAGAACGUGAACAACUUUCUCAGUGAUCCAGGGUUUGUGGAUCGUACAGUGGCCCGUGGAGAUGUGGAGGCUGUGGAGAUGCUGGAGGGCGUCUAUAGGAGUCUGAGCGAUGACUGGCCUGAGAACUGGAAAGACUGCAUCAGCUGGGCCCGCAGACAAUGGGAAACUCUCUACAACAAUCACAUCAGACAACUGCUGCACUGCUUUCCUCCUGACCAGCUAACAAGCUCUGGACUUCCGUUUUGGAUGGGUGCAAAGAGAUGUCCACACGCCUUGACCUUUGACACUAACAAUGCCACCCAUAUGGAUUUCAUCAUCGCGGCUGCCAAUUUAUAUGCACAGAUUUUUGGGAUUACAGGAUCAAGAAAUCGUGCUGAUAUUCAGACCGUUCUUCAGGGAGUAAAAGUGCCAGAGUUUACACCAAAAUCUAGUGUAAAGAUAGCUGUGACCGACCAGCAGCUGAAUGAGGAAAACGAGGAGAGAAAAGAGGAAGAUAAAGUCAAGCUGGGGAUGUUAAAGGAGCAGCUGUCCAAACUCCAGCUGAGGGACCGCAGUUUCCGAAUGCACCCGCAGGACUUUGAGAAGGAUGAUGACAGUAAUUUCCAUAUGGACUAUAUAGUUGCAGCAUCCAACCUGAGGGCAGAAAACUAUGAUAUACCGACAGCCGACCGCCACAAAAGCAAGUUGAUCGCAGGCCGCAUCAUUCCAGCAAUUGCCACGACAACGGCUGCAAUCGCAGGACUGAUGUGCUUGGAGCUCUAUAAACUUGUCCAGGGUCACAGCAAAAUCACUUCCUACCGCAACGCUUAUAUAAACCUGGCAACCCAGUACUUUGUGUUUUCACAGCCUUGUCCAGCCCCCACAUUUACCGUCGCGGGUCAGCGUUACUCUCUCUGGGACGAUUUCCCGGUCCAGGGCUGUCGUGAGGGUCAGGAGGAAAUGACCUUGGAGGAACUGCUGAAACACAUCGAGGAGGAGCAUAAGCUGAAGAUCAGCGGCUUGUAUUACGGACCUGCUGUGUUGUACAGUGAUCUCUCCAAUCAUAGCGAUCGCAUGAAGCUGAGCAUUAGUGAUUUGGUGCGCCUUGCAACCAAGCAUGAAGUUGCAGAUCACCAGCAGAUGUUGGAGAUCAUUCCCUCGUUUGAAGAGGAUGAAGACUGCCUGACGGUCCCGCCGAUCAGAUACCUGCUCAGGUGAAGCUGGAGACUGCCAAAUCACAUUUACAUUUACAAAUCACAUUUACUCACACUCUUAACUACUCCGUCAGUUCAUACACUGCAGAAAUUGUUGCUAAAAAUAAAAGCAAAUGUGCAAAAUUGAAUGAGGUUUUUCUUUAGGGGGAGAACAUACAGUUGAAGUCAGAAUUAUUUGGCCCCCUGUUUAUUUUUUCCCCACUUUGUUUAAUGGAGAGAAGAUUUUUUUCAACACAUUUCUAAACAUAAUAGUUUUA
Danio rerio (zebrafish) is the source of this 3549-nucleotide messenger RNA. NCBI's taxonomy places the organism in Eukaryota, Metazoa, Chordata, Actinopteri, Cypriniformes, Danionidae. The record is from RefSeq and is a predicted model, not a curated record.